Molecule: messenger RNA, 1033 nt
Organism: Cinara cedri
Lineage: Eukaryota; Metazoa; Arthropoda; Insecta; Hemiptera; Aphididae
Source: the annotation of a GenBank genome assembly
AAGAACGGCUGCAACUAUUGCUGGUCCUACAGUCAUUGGGAACCCAAUAAGUGUGACCUCUGCUGUGACUACAGUUUCAGAUGAAACGAGUUUAGCUACUAGUUUUGCUGCUUCUCUGAGUAAAAAAGCUGCACCUAUAAACAUUGUUCCAGGAGAUGAUCCCAGUGAGUUAUUUUAAAAAUAAAGCAUUUGGAAACAUUAUUUAACUGGUGUCUUUUAAUUUAAGAUGAGAGUGAGCCGACUGAAGCAUUGAACAAAAAAGCUUUAGCGAUAGUCACUAGAGUACGUGAAAAAUUGACUGGUAGAGAUUUCAUACAUGAACAAGAAUUGGAUGUCAACAAACAAGUGCAUUUACUCAUUCUACAGGCCACUGCCAAUGAAAAUCUUUGUCAAUGUUACAUUGGAUGGUAUGUACAAAUUACAUAUAUAUAUAUAUAUAUAAUUCAGUAAUCUAUUUUUUUUUUUUUUUUGUGACUUAAUAGACACUUUUGUUUAAAGAGUUUAUUUUAAAUAUCUUAAGGAUGUCUUAAAUUGGUUUUAUUUUCCUUAUUUUAAUAUACAAACUUACUUUAUUGGUUAUCCGUUUAAAAAAAAAUUGAUUUCUGAAAUUUUAUACACUCAUUAAUGUACAUAUUAAAUAUUUUUAAUAAUCAUUUAAAAUUGUCAUUUCUUAAAGUAAAUGUUUGGUUUAUAAUUUACAAAAUAAAAUAAGUAUUACAAUUUGUUAAUAGGUACCUGUUUUUCUAAUUACUUAGUAUUAAUUUAUAUUUAAUAAAUUUUAAAAAAAAAUUUUAAUUUAGGGGUUAACAAAAAAUCAAUGUAUUUAGAAAACUAAAAAAACUAUUUAAAUUUUUUUUAUUGUAUAUAUAAAAUUUCAGUUUUAAAAAAUAAUACCUUUUAUUUAUAUCUAACUUGGCCAUUUUUAAUUAACAUAAAAUUAUAAAAUUUUGUUAUUACUGUUUUAGAAAUUAUGCAAUAUAUAUUAUAACAAAAAAUAUAUCUUAUUAUCUCUUACAGGUGUCCAUUCUGGUAA